Molecule: messenger RNA, 1200 nt
Organism: Fonsecaea nubica
Lineage: Eukaryota; Fungi; Ascomycota; Eurotiomycetes; Chaetothyriales; Herpotrichiellaceae
Exons: 1
Coding region: 1-1200 (399 amino acids)
Cellular component (GO): mitochondrion
Molecular function (GO): alcohol dehydrogenase (NAD+) activity; metal ion binding
Source: RefSeq, a predicted model, not a curated record
AUGGAUUCCAGCCUCCACCCUCUCCAGGGUAUGUACAGGCCCAACGCCCUCAAGGGACUGUACUACGGCCCGGAGGUGGUGCAGAAACACAUCCUCUCGGCGCUGCCGACGGAGAAAUCCAAGGCGUUUAUCAUCACGGGCAAUUCGCUGGCGACCAAGACCCCGCUCAUCAAAGGACUCGAGGAGCUCUUGAAGACCGGAAACCACCACGCCGGCACGUUUAGCAACAUCCGCGAGCACGCGCCCGUGGCGCAGCUGGACGAGGCGACGGCCAUCGUCAAGAGUGACAGUACCAUCGACACCAUCAUCUCGGUCGGGGGCGGGUCGCCCAUCGACAGCGCAAAGGCCAUCGUGUACCGCGUGCACGAGACGGCGAGCAAGUGGCUCGUCCACAUCGCCAUCCCGACCACGCUGUCCGCCGCCGAGUGUACCGCCAUCGCGGGCUACACGCAGGCCGACGGCACCAAGACGGGCAUCGCCCACCCGAACACGUACCCGGCGUACAUCUUCUACGACCCGAAAUUCGCGCUGCACACGCCGCCGCACCUGUUCCUCUCGACGGGGCUGCGCGCCCUCGACCACGCCGUCGAGAGCCAGUACCACCCGUCGGCGACGUGGGUGCCGUGCCGCAUCGUCGCCCUGAACUCCAUCGCGGAGCUCUUCCGCCUGCUGCCAAAGUACAAGGAAAACCCCCAGGACGAGGACGUCAUGACGGGUUUGCUGCUGGCCGCCUACGCCUCCCUCGGCUUCAUGGGCGGCAACCUCAAGGACGGCCUGGGCCUGUCCCACUCGCUGGGCUACGCGCUCGGCUCGCCCUACGGCAUCCCCCACGGCAUCACCUCGUGCCUGACGCUGGGCCACGUCGUGAAAGUCAAGGCCCGCCAAUCCCCCGAGAACGCCGAGUCCAUCGCCGCCAUCCUGCCGUACACUACGGGUCACGUCGCCGGUGGCAGCAGCGCCGCGGAGAUCUCCUCAACGGGAGAUAAUCUCAAGGACAGCGACCUGGUCGGCGACCGCAUCUUGCAGCUCGUGCGCGACCUCGGCCUCAAAACCACCCUGACCGAGAGAGGUGUGGGGAGGGAUCAACUCGACAUCAUCUGCGCGAGGGCCACGGGCGGGCUGUUGCCCCAGAAGGAGAAGAGUCCGCAGGACGAGAAGGUCCUCGAGGCCGUGAGGGGUUUGGUGGAGAAAUUGUGGUAG